AUGCCAGCCAGAGAUUUAGCAGAUAAUGUUGUCAUGGACCUGAUGGACAGAUUUAAUAUACAAGGACACUCUCUUUUCAUGGACAACUUCUACACUUCCCCUCGUUUACUUGAUAAAUUGUUGGCUGUUGGAACUUAUGCUUGUGGGGCAUGGAGGAAGGACAGACUGCAUUUCCCAUGGGAACUGGUUGCAACAACCCUACAGCAAGGUGAAGCACAAUGUUUUAAAUGUGGAAGUCUGACAGCAGUGAAAUGGACGGACAAACGAGACAUCUAUGCCCUUUCUACUUUAUACUCCAGUGCCAUGACAACUAGAAGAAGAGGAAGGGAUGCUGAGGUUACAAAACCUCAGCUAAUUGUAGACUAUAACAAGUUUAUGGGAGAAGUAGACCUUAAUGACCAGUUCCUCAGCUACUAUUCAACUGGAUGA
Limulus polyphemus (Atlantic horseshoe crab) is the source of this 429-nucleotide messenger RNA. Its product is annotated as piggyBac transposable element-derived protein 4-like. The transcript has a single exon. Lineage: Eukaryota; Metazoa; Arthropoda; Merostomata; Xiphosura; Limulidae. The coding region runs from base 1 to 429 and encodes 142 amino acids. The record is from RefSeq and is a predicted model, not a curated record.